CAAAUUAACUGCGAACACGGUUCUCCGGCGAAGUCGACUUUCUGCAAUUACAGAUCCAGAAUGGAAAUAGAAGUUCCUGAUCUCACGAAUAAGCGCAUGAAACCUUCUGUGGCAGAUAGUGAAACAACAGAAAAUGAUAUUGAACUAGCGAAGGAUGCCGAAGAAGAAAAUGCAUUGAUCCCUGCCCCUAUGGCUUCUGAACAGAUGGAGGCGGAGAUUGCCAAUAUUCUUGAAAAGAUGAACCAUUUUACUCAGCAGGUAUCUGAACUGCUGGAAUCGGGGAAGUCCAUGCUUAAGGAACUGGGUAAUGAAUUUGAAGAACGAUUGAUUCAAAUACACAAGGAACAGAUAGAAAAGUGGCAAGAAGAGAUUAAGGAACUGCGCUUGCUUGACACAGCAAAUGAGGAUGCUGAUGCUCUGUUGCUAAAUGCGAAAUAUCUACUUCAGAAUGUACAUGGUGAAUCCUGAGCUUAUGCCGUAGUUGAAUGUAACUUUUCAAGAGGAGCAUAAGAGUACCUUAAAGGAACUUCUUUGAUGAAAAGCUGCUUACUUAGUUUACCAUGUGAUAAAAAUACAACCUAAAGAACUUGGUGCUGGUUCAUCAUGAUGCUGGAUAUAAUAAAUGCAUAGCAUCAGGUACAGCUUUUAGUUCUCUACUUCAAAAUUUAAAAGUAAAAUUGCAGUUUGUCUGGGGAACUUUUUGAUGCAAUAUACAAUUGAAAUACUUUUUUCCCACCAAUCUGAUGUCUUAUGCCAUAUAUGCGGCCACAUAAGUUGUUUAAAGCAGGCUGGAUAUUCUAUA
Messenger RNA from Nicotiana attenuata, 802 nucleotides. RefSeq lists its product as uncharacterized. The record is from RefSeq and is a predicted model, not a curated record. The coding region runs from base 61 to 468 and encodes 135 amino acids. The transcript has 6 exons. Lineage: Eukaryota; Viridiplantae; Streptophyta; Magnoliopsida; Solanales; Solanaceae.